Molecule: messenger RNA, 3914 nt
Organism: Amoebophrya sp. A25
Lineage: Eukaryota; Dinophyceae; Syndiniales; Amoebophryaceae
Source: the annotation of a GenBank genome assembly
GUUCGAUUCCAAGAACAAAGAAAUCAAUAGGCAUACUAGUACUACUCUUUCGACCUGAAGAAACUUUCAAAGCAAUUCUGUAUGUUGAGCUUCGACUCGAAAAAAAACUCUUGCAAAGAUGAGCUUUAGUUGUCUCCCCUUAAAGCCGGGGGAUCACGUUGUGAAGGAAGACGGCGCGACUGUGACACACGCAAUCUACUGCGGACAGGCCUUGUUGGUCCAGACUCCUCCGGAAGGCAAAUCUCCUUCUGACAACUACGUCGAUGGAGCUGCACCUGCACCAGAUGAAACGAGCGGAAAAAGAGCUACAAGAACGUGUACCGAAAAUACAAAUAGUGGAGACUCGUCUACUAGUACGAGUACAGCCAUUCUCGAUGAACAGUACUUGCAGGAGGGUGCAUCAGAUGUGCCGCCAUUUGUUGUCUAUCUAGCCCGAUCGAAGGAUUCGUCUAGUACUCUGGAGAUUCGGAAGCAAGAACUGCAUUCUUGGGUCUACGAGUCAUCUCAGAUAACACAGACUGCGACGGAGCAGACAACAGGUGGUAGCGCUGAAGGAGGCGAGGAGAAUACCACGUCAGAGGUAUGAACAAUUUAGCGGGUAACCCCACAUAGACAUAUACAAGAUAUCUAUAGAGGUAUAAACAAUACCAAGUGAAGAUAAUUAUCAAUCCCUACCGCUAUCGCAUUGGGCGAUAAUAAAAGCUAUGUUUUAUUUAUCAACCUCUAUCGUAUUCUUGGCAUUGAGAAUUGGUAUAAUUUUUCUUUUCCAUCAGGGCCAAGAACAUGAUCAUGAAUUGUGACCCUCUAGUUCUCUUCUUGUCCCCUUUUCAACUGGUUCGUUUUCUGCGGGUCGCGACGGACGGGGUGUGUGCGUCCGCUUUUACCUGAAUCGCCCCUUUAGUCGUCGGCGCUCGGUUUUUCUCGCGUUAAGGGCACUGACCCUGACACCGAAGAUAUUAAGGGAAUACAACUUCAUCUUCUUCUGCUGACCGUCCUUCUGCUGACCCCCAUCAUAGUUGUACGAUGGCAUCCUGCACUAACAUUCUUGACCUAUUUUCUAGUCGGAAGGAUGUUCUGAGGAUGUGUUCUGAGGAGUGUAAUUCUGCAACCUCUAAAGAUCCGGACGCACAAGAGUCUCAUAGCGGAGAUCCUCGACUCUGACGUUUUCCCGUGGCACUGUCUUUUCCAGGACAACGAAAACGCUUUCGAUCCUGGCGUAGGCCUCUCCCAAAUGAAGGCAAAACGUUAUCUAUGACAGGAAAAAGAAGUGUACAGACUAAGUACAGAUACUGAUACAAUUACAAAGUGACUUCAUACAUAUUAGUAGUACUCAAGAAAUUAUCCCUAGCCGUAGCCACCAGAUGAAGAUAAGUAGAACAGAACUUCUGACUAAUUUAUCGGCGCGAGCCCUACCAAGAGGCUUUCGUGUCGGAGUCCAUCAUCGACUCUCUGCAGCAAAGCACAGUGCUUAUCUCGAAAGGAGCAGUUGUCCUCCGAGGAGCCAAAUUGGCGAGGCUGUAUAAUUCAUUGCUACUAAGACCACUUAUGAUAAAUAUAUAAUCAUAAGGCAUUUUUGAUUAUUGUUCCUUGUGCAAGCAUGCCAUGCCUUGACAACGCAAUUCAUUCUCACUCAUCAGUUCUGAAAAUUGAUUUGCUGUUUGUAACGUGUCACCAACCUCUUGUCAGGCAUAUCAAUCAAUCACUCAAUCUUGGCGUCGUUUUUUCAGGCUGCGUUUUUCGUCCGGUGCAGUCGGGACUUGGGGCAAGCUCGGGGCUCUCAUAGGAGGACGAAUAUCCGAGCGUUUGUUCCAGCAAGACUCGCCGCGUAGUGCUGGUGCAGCUGCCGCCGGAAGUUGGAUCGGCUCAGUAGCAGGAGCUAGUAUUUAUGCAAGGAAUGAACAUGAGAGCGAACCCUAAACCCUAAACCCAAACCCAAACCCUAAACCCUGCCGUUGAUGAAAGUUAAAGGGGUUUUUCAUAGUCGAAUGCCACUUUCGCAAGCUGACUUUUCAUGCACCAUUGGUAAAGGAAUCAAUAAUUAGAGUAGUUUAUAGAACGGAUGUAGGAUGGACUUGGAUGGAUCGGAUGGACCCCCCUGAUUCUUCCGAUCCUACUUGAAAUGGUGGAAAGUCCAUCGGAUCCAUCCCAUCCCGGAUCUGGCACCCCUAUAAACUGCUCUACAAUAUGCUUAAUCCAAGAACCAACUCACACUUAGUAUGGAGAUGAGUAUUCACCACGACGACCAGAUUGCUUAUUACUUAGUAUUAAGAUGAGUAGCUAGACGAUCCUCCUACUUCGCUCCUUUCUGUUCAUUCAACCGGUGCUUCCGUCGUAUCCGGUACCACCACUGGGGCGUCCACGGUCGCAUCGGCGGGUACAGUCGCGUACGCUAUCGGGUCAGUGGAGGCAGCUUCUUUGGCUAGUAGUAUCCUAGCUGCCACCUCGUUAGGAGCAGCUGGUGCUGUGGUCGGAGCUGGCGCAGCGCUGUUGAUAAAGAACAAAUUAUUGGCGACCGAGAGCGGCGCAGAGGACAGGACAAGUUCGUUUUUAGAGCGCGAACUUCACCUCUUUGCGAAGACUGCUAAGCUAGUAGUUCUUGGCGCCGAUAUUCCAUCGUCAGUCGUCGAGGAACAGGAAACUGGAGAAGCUGAGCAAACUUCUUUAGCUGUGACAACUGGCGAAACAUCUAAAGACGAUAACGAAAGUGGAAAGGAGAUAUGCGAGGAACUAGAGAGCUGAAGUUGAUCGAUCGUAACUAUCAAACUACUAGAAUUAGUUGUACUACUAUCGAACCAAAAACCUUACUCACCCUCAGAAAAUUUGAAAGUUUGGCAGAGGAUUUUGGAAAAGAGGUAGUUUAAUAGCUAAGUUUAAAUAGAUAGUUAAAGACUAGAUAGACAGGAUCACGGGUCGAGUCGGUGCUGCUGGCGGUCGAAGUCCUCAGGAGGACACCUUAUGACGUGUGGGAUUUUGUGUGAUGGAUCUGGAAAUGUGUGUAGAAUUGAUUGAAAGGUGAGAACUUUCGUUUGAAUGAUGACGCUAUCUAUUUAAACUUAGCUAUUAAACUACCUCUUUUCCAAAAUCCUCUGCCAAACUUUCAAAUUUUCUGAGGGUGAGUAAGGUUUUUGGUUCGAUAACUACAACUAUGAUCUACUUAAAAUGUGAACUGGUUCAUUGCAAUAAAAACUGGCAUUUAUUUUAUUGUUAUAAGUAUAUACUUCAUCUCAUUUCAUCUAAAAACCCAACCCGACCUUCAUCUCAUUUCAUCUAAAAAUCCAACCCGACGAAGACGAAGAUAACUUCGAUACCCAGGAUCCUUUUGGUCAUUUGGGUGUCAUUUUAGGAUUUGACGAUGUGGAGUCCGGUGAGUCUGCGGUACCAGCUCAGCUUGCACACGGUUGGUAUACCAUUCCGAUAUCGCCACAAGACGCUGGCGCAAAGUUGAAGAAGAACGCUCCGCCCGCAGGAUCGCCGUAAAAAUAUUUUUGACGGCAACUACGCACAAUCUUGAGUUGCUCAUCUUGCACAAAAAUGGACGGUAGCGGCUGCGUCUGGUGCAAUGGGUCUGAUAUUUGUGGCAACGGCAUAACCUUUUUGUAACAACCCAGGACGCCCGAUCUGUUCCUUGGUGCUCGUACGAUUUUCCUAUGCUGUGGUGUUAAGUACUUUUUUUGCUGGUUGUGGUUAGAGUGAUGCAUACGUCGUGCUUUCGUGGUCUCUGCAAUGCAGACCAGAACAGGAAUGACGAGGGAUCACAGACUGUCACUCAAGGACUCGUCUGGAUACGGCAAGCACUGGCGAUGUAUUCGUUUCAAAAACUUAGAUGAAUCACAACAUACAUACAUUUAUUGGUGUUGGGAAAAAAUAGAGAAAUAGCUCUAGCUGACGACCACUAGGAGUGCACCACACCGAGG